AUGCCUAAGGAAUCUAAGAAAGAAAAGAAGUCCAAGAAGUCUGAAAGCUCUGAAGUUCUUCGCUUCCAAUCACCCAUCGCUCACCCUUUAGCCGAUGAUAAAUUAGCCAAGAAAGUUUUCAAGACUGUCAAGAAGGCUAGCAAAGUAAAGCAUGUUCGUCGUGGUGUUAAAGAAGUUGCAAAAGCUCUUCGUAAAGGAGAAAAGGGUCUUGUUGUCAUUGCUGGUGAUAUUUCUCCUUUGGACGUUAUCUCACAUAUGCCUGUUCUCUGUGAAGAUAACAAUGUACCUUACAUCUUUGUGCCCUCCAAGGAGCAAUUAGGUGAAGCUAGUUCAACAAAGCGUCCUACUUCUGUCACUAUGAUCGUUUUGGGUGGUAAAAAUAAAGAUACAAAGGCAGCAGAAGAUUACAAGGAAUUAUAUGAUGAAUGCUAUGCUCAAGCAAAGGACUUGGAUGAAAAGCUUGUUUAUUAA
Molecule: messenger RNA, 471 nt
Organism: Rhizopus microsporus ATCC 52813
Lineage: Eukaryota; Fungi; Mucoromycota; Mucoromycetes; Mucorales; Rhizopodaceae
Product: L30e-like protein
Exons: 3
Coding region: 1-471 (156 amino acids)
Biological process (GO): rRNA pseudouridine synthesis; ribosome biogenesis; snRNA pseudouridine synthesis
Cellular component (GO): nucleolus; box H/ACA snoRNP complex
Molecular function (GO): box H/ACA snoRNA binding
Source: RefSeq, a predicted model, not a curated record